Messenger RNA from Drosophila innubila, 1043 nucleotides. Its product is annotated as antigen 5 like allergen Cul n 1-like. The record is from RefSeq and is a predicted model, not a curated record. Lineage: Eukaryota; Metazoa; Arthropoda; Insecta; Diptera; Drosophilidae. The transcript is spliced from 5 exons. The coding region runs from base 21 to 893 and encodes 290 amino acids.
UAUAUUGUUCAAAAUCUGUAAUGAGUCUGCUGCCCUUGAUUCCUUUGCUGCUGUUGCUGCUCUCCCUGUUGCACCUGAAUAAUGCAUUCAAUUAUUGCAAUAAUGGUUCACAUUAUUGCAAUGUGAAUGGAAUGAAGCAUUUUGUGUGCCAACUGGAUGACGAACUGCAUCCGUUGUAUGAAAAGGCCAAGUUUGUGGGUCUUGUACCAGAUACCAUAAAAUUGCGUAACAUCUUUUUGCAGUAUCACAAUUCAUAUCGGAAUAAACUGGCUGGCGGUUCGUUGAUCACGAAUAACAAUAUGACCUUCAAAUCGGCCUCUCGAAUGCGUGAACUGAUCUGGGAUGAGGAACUCGCUUACACGGCACGUUUACACGCUGCAACUGUCUCGUUCAAGCAUUCAUUAUGUCGUUCCGUGCUGCGCUUUCCAUUUGCCGGUGAGUGUUUGGGUUUGGUAUUUGCCAGUCGAGGACGUCGUCGCAUUGCCGAUAUAUUGGACCUCACGCUGCAGGCCAUGUUUGAAGAGUAUCUAGAGGCUGAAGAUCCCGAUGAGGUCAUCAACAGUUUUGAUGCCCAAAAGCACUAUGAUUUGGGACAUUUUACGGUCAUUGUUAGUGAUCGUGUCUCACGCGUCGGUUGCGCUCUGGCUGCGGCCACUGAUUGUGAAAAGGAGACUACAGACGGUUACUGCCAUUUUCUGACCUGUCAUUAUGAUUUUACCAAUAUGGCCAGUUCGUAUGUAUAUCGAACAGGCGAAUCGGCCAGCAAGUGUAAUACAUGGAAGACUUCCCCCAGCAAAGAACAUACGAAUCUUUGCACAAAUUCUGGCGAAAUAUUUCCCGAGGAUCAUGGCGAGAACGAGAGCAAACUCCAAGGUCGCAUUUUAAAGUUUUAAUAUUUAUAUGUAUUGUACAUUUAUAAUUUGCAUGUUACAUUUAUUUGGUUUCAUUUCCAUUCACAAAACUCAUAAAAUCCAUGUCGUGCGGUAACAUAUCGUUAAUCGUUUAUCUUUGAUGUAUAUAUCUUUUAUUAUAAUGUAUGCAUG